Molecule: messenger RNA, 3123 nt
Organism: Pseudophryne corroboree (corroboree frog)
Lineage: Eukaryota; Metazoa; Chordata; Amphibia; Anura; Myobatrachidae
Gene: RAD54L
Product: RAD54 like
Exons: 18
Coding region: 257-2485 (742 amino acids)
Biological process (GO): reciprocal meiotic recombination; double-strand break repair via synthesis-dependent strand annealing
Cellular component (GO): nucleus
Molecular function (GO): ATP-dependent chromatin remodeler activity; ATP binding; DNA translocase activity
Source: RefSeq, a predicted model, not a curated record
CGGCUGCCAGACAGUCCCCAUGGUAACGGGAGCGCGGUGAAGAUGACGUCACUAGCUGCGGCCGGCGCACUGCGUCUCUUGGAGUUGUAGUCUAGAUCAUGAUGAGCAAUCCGGCAGUGUUCUGAAGACCGAACUACAAUUCCCGGCGAGCACCGCGGCCGGAGGGUGACUGCCAUAUGUAUUGUCCGGGCGAGCCCGGGAGAGUUGAAUUUAGCUGCCGAUAGUUGGAGAUGAAGACCGUCACCCGCUGAGCGCCAUGAGGAGGAGUUUAGCUCCCAGUCAGCUGGCGAAGAAGAAGCAGGGCAGCUCGUCUGAAGAUGAGGACUGGCAUGAAGAUACCAAUCGGAAAAGAAAGCGAUGCAGCAUCGAUAAGGAGAGUAGGGACAGCUGGAUGUCACCAUUUCGGAAGCCUCUCGUUCAGCUGACGAACAGACCGGUGUGCCUUGACAGCAGACAACAUGAGGCGUUUAUCCGUAGUAUAUUAUCAAGGCCGUUCAAGGUGCCGAUUCCUAACUACAAAGGAGGAAUGGGCCUGCGGAUGCUGGGUAUUAAGAAAGCAGGGGUACGCAGAGCGCUCCAUGAUCCCUAUGAAGAUGGAGCACUAGUACUCUACGAACCCCCGAUCCUGAGUGCGCAUGACCAACUUAAACUAGACAAAGAGAAGUUGCCCGUCCAUGUUGUGGUGGAUCCUGUCCUGGGAAAUGUUCUCAGGCCUCAUCAGAGAGAGGGAGUGAAAUUCCUGUGGGAGUGUGUGACCGGCCGACGCAUUACCGGCAGUCACGGCUGUAUCAUGGCAGAUGAGAUGGGAUUGGGGAAGACCCUGCAGUGUAUUACUCUCAUGUGGACCCUUCUCAGGCAGAGUCCAGACUUCAAACCUGAAAUUGACAAGGCCGUAGUGGUGUGUCCCUCCAGCCUGGUCAGAAACUGGUAUAAUGAAGUGGGCAAAUGGCUGGAUGGGAGGAUUCAGCCCUUGGCCAUCGAUGGGGGUUCCAAGGAGGAGAUUGACCAGAAACUAGCUGGCUUUAUGAACCAGCACGGUACCAGAGUUUCCUCACCGAUCCUCAUAAUCUCCUAUGAGACCUUCCGCCUCCACAUGGAGGUUCUACAUAAGGGUAGCGUGGGAUUGGUCAUAUGUGAUGAGGGUCACCGACUAAAGAACUCCGAGAACCAAACAUAUCAAGCCCUAAACAGCCUCAAGACCUCCCGGCGAGUCCUCAUCUCCGGGACCCCUAUUCAGAACGACCUACUGGAAUAUUUCAGCUUAGUGCACUUUGUCAAUGCCGGGAUUCUUGGGACAGCCCCGGAGUUUAAGAAACGUUUUGAAGUCCCUAUUUUGAAAGGCAGAGAUGCCGACGCCAGCGAUGCGGACCGGGAAAAAGGCGAGGAGAAGCUGAAAGAGCUGAUCAGUGUUGUAAACAGGUGUCUCAUUAGAAGAACAUCUGAUAUCCUCUCCAAGUAUCUGCCCGUCAAGAUAGAACAAGUGGUUUGCUGCAGGUUGACGCCUCUGCAAUCCGAACUUUACAAAUUAUUUUUAAAACAAGCGAAACCCGCAGAGGAGAUGGCAUCGGGCAAGAUGAGCGUCUCCUCCCUGUCCUCCAUCACCUCUCUGAAAAAGCUUUGUAAUCACCCCGCUCUGAUCUAUGAUAAGUGUGUGGAGGAAGAGGACGGUUUUCAGGGAGCUCUGAGCUUCUUUCCCCCUGGAUACAGCACAAAGGCUGUGGAACCUCAGCUGUCAGGUAAAAUGCUGGUGCUGGAUUAUAUCCUGGCUGUAACCCGGAGCACAAGCAGCGACAAGGUUGUCCUGGUCUCGAACUACACGCAGACACUUGACUUGUUUGAGAAACUCUGCAGGUCGAGAAGGUAUUUGUAUGUACGUCUGGAUGGAACAAUGUCCAUUAAGAAGCGAGCAAAAAUAGUGGAGAAAUUUAACAACCCCUCGAGUCCGGAGUUUGUCUUCAUGCUGAGCAGUAAGGCCGGGGGCUGCGGUCUCAAUCUGAUUGGAGCCAACAGACUGGUGAUGUUUGACCCUGACUGGAACCCGGCUAAUGAUGAGCAGGCAAUGGCGCGGGUGUGGCGAGAUGGGCAGAAGAAAACCUGUUACAUCUACCGGCUGCUCUCGACUGGGACCAUUGAGGAAAAGAUCUUCCAGCGUCAGACACACAAGAAGGCACUAAGCAGCUGUGUGGUGGAUGAGGAGCAGGACGUGGAGAGACAUUUCUCUGUUGGGGAACUCAAGGAACUCUUCACGCUCAACGAGGACACAACGAGUGACACGCACGACAAGUUCAGAUGUCGUCGCUGUGUGAAUGGGCGCCAGGUCCGCCUCCCGCCGGAUGGCACUGACUGCACCUCUGAUCUGUCUCAGUGGAACCACUGUGCCGAUAAGCGCGGCCUACAGGACCAGGUGCUGAUGGCGGCAUGGGAUGCUGCCGUUACGUUUACAUUUCACCACCGCUCCCAUGAAGAACAGAGGGGAGUCCUAUAGCUGUGCAGUACCUGUUAGUAGUGAUCAGGAAGCCACGCAACAAGGGAAUAUCAUCUCCGUUUUUUGGAGAUGGGAAGCCACAGUGAUAACACAGGACAGCAGGAAACUAGCUCCUGAUCUUCAGCUGCCAGCUCUUCUGUGUCUGAUCUGCAGGUUAGCUGGUAGAUUUGCUGGUUUGUGAGAUACUGCGAUUCAUGUUUACGUCCCACAAAUGGGUCAGAUUAUCAUCUGUGGUCUGAUACUAAAGAUAUUGACUAUGACCGGAUAUAACUGCUGCCUUAUGCUAUAGCGUGGACGCUCGGAGUGUCCUGCAGUGUGGUUAGGGUCUGUGUCUGAUGAAUGGCAGAAGAUACAGAAGGGAUUGUACAUAAAAUGCUUGUUUCAGACAAGACCCCUAAUAUAAUGUUUCUGUGACAUGGGGGGAAGAUCCCGUCACGUCUGCUUCUGGUGUCCGUUGCCCUGACUAAGAGAUCUCUUUAUGGCUGGAUUAUUAAUGCCUAUAAGUUAUCCUGACAUCCUGGUGUGCACACAUCACUUUCUGCAUGUGAAAAGAUGCAGCAGAGAUGGUAUUUUUUUUCUAAUUCCAAAGCCUAAAUUAAAAUGGCCUUAAAAAAACAAACAAACAAAAAAACUACAAA